GCCGUUCCACAAGCUUGAUUAUAGUUUUAGCCUAUCACCCCUCGUCUACGUUCCCCUCCACCGUCCAAGCUUCGAGCCAGGGCAGCAAACAAUAAUACAAUGGCGAAUGCCCCAGCGUUCAUGGACCGCCUUUAGAUUGAUUGACACGCCAGGGACUUGCCUAGACCGGUUUAGCCUCGGUCCAAGCCAGCCAAUCACAGGCUCCCGAUGGCAAGCGCGCGGGUAGCCGCUCUAUUGCGCUGAGUCAGCCGUAGCCGCGCCCCGAGAUGAAGUCAACCCGAAAAGGACAUCAGAUAUCGGCAGGUCGCCUUCAGUCUUGCUCCUCAUCCCAAUCUCGCGUCGCCCCAUCCCGACCGCUGAGAACUAUGGCUUCCGUAAGCAAUGGCACUACUCCGCUGCCCGAGGAGGUGAACAAGCCCCCGGAGGGUGUCGUCUUGCCACCCAAGGAUAUUCGAGCUAUUGUCGAGAAGACUGCCGGUUAUGUCGCUCGAAAUGGUGUAGUUUUCGAAGAUCGCGUUCGCGAAAAGGAACGGAACAACCCCAAAUUCUCCUUCCUCAACCCCGGUGACGCCUACGCGCCCUUCUACCAAUGGCGUCUCGUCGAGAUCAAGGAAGGAAGAGGGACUGCAGUGUCUGCUGGCCGACCGGGCGAACCGACCCCCGCUGCUGAACCCGAGAAGCCCAAGGGCCCCCAAGAACCGCCGGAGUUUCACUUCUCUGCGCGGAUGCCUAUAAUCAAUGCGCAAGAUUUGGAAGUUGUCAAGCUCACUGCUCUCUUCGUCGCUAAGCGCGGAAAAUCGUUCAUGACCGCGCUCUCUCAACGUGAAACCAGAAACUACCAGUUCGACUUCCUACGCCCGCAACACAGUCUCUACUCUUUCUUCACCCGACUCGUCGACCAAUACACCAUCCUCCUCCGCUCCGAAGGAAUCGACGCCGCUACGACAGAAAAGAAGCGCCUCACGGAGCUUGCGCACAACGCCCAGAAUAAGUUCCAUGUCCUAGACCGCGCCAAACAACGCGCCGAAUGGGUGAAAUACCAGCAGCAACAGAAGGAAAAGAAGGAAGAAGAAGAAGAGCAAGAGCGCAUCGCCUACGCGCAGAUCGACUGGCAUGAUUUCGUCGUCGUCGAGACCGUCCUCUUCACGGAAGCCGACGACCAUGUCGACCUCCCUCCCCCCACCUCCCUCAACGACCUCCAAUCCGCCUCCCUCGAACAAAAAGCCAUGAUGUCCCUCAACCCCCUCCGCAUCGAAGAAGCCAUGCCCACCGAAGAGGAUUACCCAACAUACUACAACGCCUACCCCCAACAACCCGAACCCGUCCCCGUCGUCCCCGUCGUCCCCGCCGGCCCCGCCUACCCACCCCAAGGGCUCCCUCCGCAACCCAUCCCCGUUGCCCCUGCCAUGUCCCAAGCCGCCCAAGAGGAGGAACAAUGGAUCCAGGAACGGAUGCAAGCUCGCGAACAAGCCGCCGCCGCCCAAGCCGCCGCGAAAACCGCUCCAGGGCAACAACAACAACCUAUGCGCAUCCGCUCCGACUACGUGCCCCGCGCGCAAGCCCGUCGUCUGCACCCUACCGGUGCCAUGGCCCUCUGCCCCAACUGUCACCAGCAGGUCCCCGUCGGCGAACUCGAACAGCACAUGCGUAUCGAACUGCUCGACCCCCGCUGGAAAGAGCAACGCGCCAAGGCGGAAUCCCGCAGUGCCACCACCAACCUCUCCACCGUGGACGUGGUCAACAACCUCAAGCGCCUGGCCAGCCAACGAAGCGACGUAUUCGACUCGACUGUCGUCUCCGGCGCCGCCGACCUCGAAGAAGAAUCCCGCCGGAAGAAGAUGGCCUUCGAAGGUGCUCCGGGGUCUGGCCCUGUGCCACCGGUGGUCGGACCCGCUGGGGGACCGCCCAAUCCUCAGAGUAUGAAUAUCGAGGAGCAGAUUCGACGCAUUCACGAGCGACAGGCGAUGACGAGGAAAUAAAAUAUAGAAUUAGUUCCAUGGUUUUCUUUGCUUUCUCCGUCGGGCAUACUGGGAAUUAGGACCGUGUUUUAUCGGAGGCGUUUUCUAUGUCGGAGUCAAUUCACCUCAUUGAUAGGUCUUCGUUGGGCGAGACAGAUACUGUUUACCUCACUUGUAAAAUCUUGAUACUAUUAUCUUCUCUUGCCAUACAUAUGUAAAGAAACUUAUGUUAGACCCGCGUCUAGACC
Molecule: messenger RNA, 2206 nt
Organism: Aspergillus ibericus CBS 121593
Lineage: Eukaryota; Fungi; Ascomycota; Eurotiomycetes; Eurotiales; Aspergillaceae
Product: putative pre-mRNA splicing factor
Exons: 3
Coding region: 366-1979 (537 amino acids)
Biological process (GO): mRNA cis splicing, via spliceosome; regulation of alternative mRNA splicing, via spliceosome
Cellular component (GO): U2 snRNP; U2-type prespliceosome; catalytic step 2 spliceosome
Molecular function (GO): RNA binding
Source: RefSeq, a predicted model, not a curated record